AUGACAGGUAAUAACAAUAUAAAUCAAUAUAUAGAUAAAAAACCUUUUGAAACAGUUCAAGAAUUAAAAGAGGAGUAUCAAAUUCCUUCUUUGGAAGAGUUUAUGAAAACUUAUGAGUAUGAUGGUAAUUUGAAUUAUGAUGAUUUAAAAGGUGGUGAUAUUAGUGAAGCAAAGAGAUAUGGAUCAAUGCCAAAACUUCAUCAUGGAACUAUUAGUAAUUUAUUAAUGCUUAAAGGUAUAGAUGAAAUGAAAGAAGGUUUAAGAAAAAUAGAAAAUAGGACAAUAAAAGUAGUUAGAAAUAAGUCGCAAUAUAAUGAAUUAGAGUAUGAAAAGUGUGAGGUUAGGGAAAGAGAAGUAAAAGAAAUUGAUUAUAAUAAAGAAGAAAACUAUCACACUAGAACUGAUUAUUAUUGCCCAAUAUGUGAUAAGUUCCAUCCUUGUCGUGAGGGUCUUUGCAAAAAAUGUUUUGAGAAACUUACAGGUGAUUAUCAACGCAAACCGGAAGAUGUUUUAAAAGCGGAAUUAAAUCCAAAUGAUGCUAAUGCAUUGAAUAAGUUAAAGGAACAGAGUGAAAAAGGAAGUUCUCAAAUUCUCCUCAAGGCAGUUUUAUCCACUGCGAUUUUAAUUGUUGCCAAACAAGCCCAAGCAAUGCAAAGGAAAAUGGAAAAAGAGGGAAUUUUUGGAGUAAUGAAUGACCCUAAACUAAGGAAACAAAUGGAGGAUUUACGCAAAAGAUUUGCGCACACCGCCGAUAACGGUGAGGUCGGUGGUUCGAAUCCACCUGCUAGACCAGGACAAAAAACUGCUUUUUUAGACAAAAAUGCUAUGAAAUUUUGCCAAGCAUUUAACCAACAAACCAAAGAAUUAGAAAGUUCGAAAAUACUUAACGUGAAAAUAAUGAUUAAUGAUAAAAAGGAAUAUCAGUUCACUAUUCAAGGGCAAAUAACUUCCGAGUUAAUUAAAAAAGCAAGUGGCGAAAAGAAAGUUAUUAGUGAAGAAGAAAUCGAAAAAAUUGCUCGAGAAAAGUUGCCUCAUUUGAACACCGAUGACCUAGAAAAAGCCAAAAAGAUUGUGGCUGGCACUGUGCGGAGUUUUAAUGGAUUUAAG
This is a messenger RNA of Funneliformis geosporum, 1107 nucleotides long. The record is from the annotation of a GenBank genome assembly. NCBI's taxonomy places the organism in Eukaryota, Fungi, Glomeromycota, Glomeromycetes, Glomerales, Glomeraceae.